AUGGCCACAGGUAGUGAUCAAUCACGUAAGAUGUUCCUUAACUUUUACUUGAAUUUUGCCACUGGACCACAAUUCAAUUGGCCCAAGCUGACACAAGUGGUACUCAAUCCCUUCAAUCCCUUAGGUUUGGACCUUUACAUGAAGGCACAGGAGCUGGAUAGUCACCCGGCAUUGAAACCUAAAGAGCAGGCGCACGUGAAAUCCCUCUUGGCACUUAUCAAGGCAGAUAUUGAGAACUCUGAUGACGAGGGUGACGAUGAACGUAGAGCGGAAUCCGAUGCAACCCAGCUGGCGAACGACCUCCCUCCCUCGAGUGCUUCUCAUGAGAGCACACUCAGGGUUACUAGUAUGCCUGCUGUGCAGAGCCUGCAUGGUGAUGCUCCUAUCUCUCAUCCACAAUUGGAUUUGUCCUUACCAGCCCGUCCGAACUUUGACACCCCAACUCCCAUACACGAAGACCGUCAGUACGGCCUGUUUCGGUCAAUGGCUGUGCCCAAGGUCCUCGCUCGCACACCUUGUCCAUCCUUUGGCGAAUUCUCUAGGGUUGAUAAGACUCCUGUUGUUGACAACGGGUUCCCCAAUGUACUCAAUCCGGCCUAUGCCAACAUCCCGGACAAUUCCCCUGGACGUAAAAACAGCAGAGGAGAGACAUCUUAUUUGACGGAAGAAGGAGAUCGGUUUCUUGAUUCUGUUAUGGCCAGUGUCAACCAAAAUCAAAAUCUCUCUCCUGCGCGUUUGGGGGGCGGUGGGCCCCAUCUCUAUCCUUGCAAGCCAUUUGGAACUGGGGACGUGGGUGGAGCCUUCAGGGACCUCGAGUGA
This is a messenger RNA of Puccinia graminis f. sp. tritici CRL 75-36-700-3, 819 nucleotides long. RefSeq lists its product as uncharacterized. The record is from RefSeq and is a predicted model, not a curated record. The transcript has 2 exons. Bases 1 to 819 code for a protein of 272 amino acids. Lineage: Eukaryota; Fungi; Basidiomycota; Pucciniomycetes; Pucciniales; Pucciniaceae.